Molecule: messenger RNA, 3183 nt
Organism: Cercospora beticola
Lineage: Eukaryota; Fungi; Ascomycota; Dothideomycetes; Mycosphaerellales; Mycosphaerellaceae
Product: Zn(II)2Cys6 transcription factor
Biological process (GO): DNA-templated transcription; regulation of DNA-templated transcription
Molecular function (GO): DNA-binding transcription factor activity, RNA polymerase II-specific; zinc ion binding; DNA binding
Source: RefSeq, a predicted model, not a curated record
UCGACCACGCCGCAUAGCGUCAUGGCGUCUUGACGUUCUCUAAGCUUCCUGCAGCGCUCCGUCCCUAUGGUCAACGUGCAUACCGUAACUACUGGUGGGUGGGGACUGCGUUGGGAUGCUCGCUCUUUCUGCCAUGUCAACAUGCGCAAGCCCUCCGGCGCCGGCCUGUCCAGCCCGUCUGCCAUCUCUCGUCUGGCGUGUCUCUUCAUCCUACACCCUCCAGAUCACCCCUCUCUUAUUGGACCUCUCUCAGUCUUCGUUCUAGGCGCCGCACGGCACGACCAAUGACCCUGUGAGGCGCGGGGAAAUACCAUCGCUACCCUACGUCCUCGCGCGUGCACCAGGCCGUCACAUUAAACCUUGUGCAUCCUGCUGCUUAUUACAUGUCCGAGUGCUCAUGCUGAUCUCCACACUGAACGGCCCUGUAGAGGUGUCUGUCUCCUCGAGAGGGCUCAAGCACGCUGGGAACAUGCCCGAGUCGUCAUCCUCCUCUGCAGCGCCACUACCCACGACCGCGAAACGAGCUUGCGACGCCUGCCAUCGAAGGAAGGUCAAGUGCAUUGGGGACGGCACGCGGCCAUGUAAGAACUGCACGUCUGCCGGUCUCACGUGUACCUACAAUGCCAUCCCUCAGAAGAAGGGCCCGAAGGGGUCGAGGGCGAAGGUGAUCUCUGAGCUUCGAGAGACUCAGCGACAGUCACAACUGGCGGCGAGACGACAUGGCCUGGAUUUUGAGAGCCCACCUCACUCGCCGGCCCAUCUGAGGAAGGCUGGCUUGCUGUCGAUGAAGAUGAUCACGACUUGCGUCGACUACUAUUUCGUUCACAUGUAUCCCACACAGCCCAUCCUCCAUCGUCAGAAGGUGGGCGAGACCAUUGGCCAGAUGGAAACCAGCGCCGAAGCAUACUGCCUUGUAGUAUCAUUAUGCGCCUACAUGAUGAUUCAACCGAACAUGGUCAUGCCACCCGAUGCCUUCGAUGGACUGGAAAUCGCACCGCAACCGAGCUUGCAGCUAGGCCACGCGUUGCUACAGGAGGCCCUACGAGUGCGCAAAGGCUGCAACUACAUCGAGAACCCAACGGUGUGGUCGGUCAUUACUUCGUUCUUUUUCUUCGGCAGCUAUUUCUGCCUGGACCGACACAAUACAGCAUGGUUCCACUUGCGGGAGGCGACGACACUGGCACAGAUCAUGGGAAUGCACGAGGAGGUGAACUACCAGUCCACGGACAUCAUUGAGAGCUCACGGAUGAGACGAUUGUACUGGCUCCUGUUUGUGACGGAACGUGCUUAUGCGCUGCAGCAACACAAACCGCUGACUCUGCACGCGACCAUCAACCUUCCGACCCUGGACGAGGACCCGGCUGAAACGGUCGAGCUGAACGGUUUCAUUCAUUUGGUAAACCUAUUCCGACCAUUUGAUGAUACCUUUGUAGGUCUCUGGAACAAGGCCCGGGUGGGAUGUACAACCGAGUGGCUUGCACGAUUGCAACAACAGCUUUCAGAUGCUUUGCCAACGUACCUCUCGUGUACGGAAACACAGGCUGUCGACUUGCGGUGCUCGCAACAGUGGCUUCGGACCAUGGUAUGGCAGCUCUCCAUCAGCCAUGGCUUUUUAUCGUCGGCGGCAGCAGAUCACGCCAUGAGCUUCAAAUAUCCCAUAGAAGUCUCUCGCGACCUGGUUCAGUCGACGUCGCAGUUCACGCAAUCUGCAAUGGAGGUGCAUGGCAUUGGGCUUGUGGAAAAACUGUUCGAUGUCGCAUGCACCCUGACAGACGUGAUGUCUGUAAUACCACAUGAGCAAUACACCUUCGAGUUCGGCCCACGAGACUAUCUGAAUCAGCUGAUGACGUUGAUCAGCACGCUCAGAGGUGGACAACAGAGGUACAUGCCUCUACUGAUGCAGAAGAUCAACGACACUAUGCCAAAUGUCCCUGGAUACGCAAUUCCGAGCGCGGUGCCGCCCAGUCUCAGGAGCGAGGAGGCGUAUGAUGGAAGUCAUUCUAGCGCGCAGAACAGCCACGACAGCACACCAUUUGGGAGUCCGUUGAGCCCAAAUGGGCCACCUUUUGCACCGGUCACAAGUUACCACGCGGAAAUGCAACAAUACAGUGGGAUGCCCGUCAGCAGCGCGCCCGUAUCUAACUCCGGCGACAUGUUUGAUUCAAGCAGCGCCUAUGGGAUGUCUGCAGCAGAGCAGGUGCUCCGGGGAAAGUACGAGCGUGGAUGAGAAAGAGCGAAGUUCCAGUCAGAGACACGUAGAGACGUGCCAUGGAUGGCACCUAUUCCACCCCGUGGACACAUGAAAGAUAUGGACAUGCGCGUGCAGACGCAAUUGCGCCUACGGCCGGUGCGCCUCGUCGUGCCCACGAUGCUUCGAGAGGUCUGUCCCUCUCGAUCAGCUGGGCACGACCUCAGAACAACGAAAUUCGCAACGAAAGGGCACUGUAUGCCAACGAACUCGCAGAAGCUGUGUUCAUCGAACGCACGAUUUGUCGCUCACUAAAUAUGAACGCUCAGCGUUUACGUUGCAGCGAAGUGCUUCGUCCAGAAUCUCGAAAUGCGCCGGCCUAUAAUUUGCGCUGUCGCGGUUCCAUCGGCACCCAAAGAGCACGAUGUCGUUCGCUUUCAAAAAGCAACAUGGCCGUGCGUGACUGCACACAGACGGAAAACGGUAAACGAAGGACCAAGGCCGGUCUUCAGACAAGUGGACUGCGAGAUCGACGGUAGUGGUAUCGAUCUUGCGAGUGUGGACGCCAUGGGCUAAUAGCAGCGAAAGGAAAGUCACAAUCUCUCCUCGCCGCUGCACGAUCCAAGAAGUCAAUCUUGCUUCACCGCUGAGGGGUCCCGACGCGGCGUGAUUGCUUGUUGUCGGAAACGGAUGCCGUGGUGUCACAUGGGGCAAGACUUGCGCGAAGAAAGAGCAGUCAUGCAUACUAGUAUAGUGCAAUGCGCAAAGCUAAGAACGUGUGGCUUCGAUUUUCCCAAAACGGUGAAUGAAAAGCGCAGAUGGCGGCGGGGUUUUGAAGGAUCUCCAUCGUCAGGCGUGCAUUCUUGGGGCUAAAACUACUAUCAAAGCGCAAUGACGACUAUGAGGCAUGAACGAGUCGUGUGCCAAACGAUCAACACGUGUAUCAUCAGAUCGUACCCGUGUUCAUAUCACACUAGCAGUGUUCGCAUUUCCCG